AUGGCUGCACGCCUUCUUAGCUUCUCAAAACCAAGCGCUGAAGAAGAUGUUUUUCUUUGGGGACGAGCAGAAAGAUACGAACGUCUUCGUCUGCAGCAGGUUCAGCAAAUGCAUCACACGCCAGGCAUUCACUUCGAUAAGCAUUCACUGAGGUGGAAGGCAACCUGGUACGACAUCUCAGGGCACCGAAAAGCCAAGUAUUUCCCCAUCGCGAGAUACGGUUUCGACCGGGCCCGAUUGCUUGCAAUACAUACUCGUCUGACGAACCACAUUCCAAGAGGCUCUAGGUGCAAAGAAAGUGCCGCCUCUGAAGAUAAUGCAUUUCAAGUGUUGCCCCAGCCAGUUCCAGUUCCCCAAUCGGAGUUGAAAUCACCAAGAAGUACUGCUGCGUCCUUACCAGCACAGGACCCCAACGCUCCUGGGGCUUUGCAGCUCGAGAAAGCAGACCAAAAUAAAAGCAAUCCUUCAUGUUUCCCGGAACAGUGCGACUACAGAAGUAAACCCACCUCUGCCGUUGGUGCUUCGGAGAUUUCUAUUGAGAGUGAUCAACCUAAUACGCUCAGCGCAAUCACGGACGGUGGAUAUGACGAGGAAAGAGAUCGACGACUUUCAAAGGCACCUUCACGAGUGCUUAUACGGCACGCAUCUAGACUGACAAGAGUACCAGGCAUCUGGUUCGACAAAAAGCAGCUCCGAUGGGCGUGCACGUUUACUGAUGUCCAGUCUGGAAAGCGGCGAGCUGAAUACUUUCCAAUCCGGCACUUUGGAUUCCUCGGUGCUCGGCUGUUGGCUGUGAAUGCACGCAAAAGGAUGGAAAGAGCUCGCUCACAAGCUUGUGGCAGCGCAUUUGCCACUGAUAAACUGAGAAAGGAAAACAUCGAGGCGCGUGAACCAGCGCAUGAUACGAGUGACGCUAUAAGGGAGGCGGGCAGCCUUAACCAUCGCCUGACGCGAGAUUCAGACACACCAGACCUCUGGAAUAGUUACGUACUUGAGACACUUCAGCAGAGAGGCUAUGCAAAGGAAUUUUCAUCGAGCUCAGGAGUUGAAGCAUUGCCAGUACUACUGCCAGGAUGCGUUGAUGUGGGCAACCAUGCUUCAAAUGGCACUCCUCUCGAGGAGGACUCGAAGUGCACAUCUAUUACAGCACAACGAGAAGAUGAAAAGAUAGUCGUCGCUCGAGCAAAUUCAGAGAGCAUUCUUUCCAUGGGGCGAGCAGCCAUUCGCUUUCUUCUCUGCGACUUGCGAACUCAUUGCCUGAAUGCGCUUGGACCUGAAUUUUCCGCAGAAGACUCCACCCUUCACAUGACAAUGCUGCAGAGGCAUGCACUGUGGAUUGAAAAAGCCCAACACUGCCAAAGUCUAGAAAAAUAUUUGAUCAUCUUUGCUGGCUGCAUCAAGCGGAUGAAAUUACCAAGUCACCUUUGUGAGGGAGAACAAAGAAGGCUACUUAAGAGUAUUGCUGCUCUAAGAAACGCCACCCGUCCAUUAUCCGAAAUGCUUUGCAACGAAGCAUUGGCGGACCGUCUCACUGCAAUUUGA
This is a messenger RNA of Eimeria tenella, 1542 nucleotides long. RefSeq lists its product as uncharacterized. The transcript is spliced from 8 exons. Gene Ontology annotation, molecular function: DNA-binding transcription factor activity. Lineage: Eukaryota; Apicomplexa; Conoidasida; Eucoccidiorida; Eimeriidae. The coding region runs from base 1 to 1542 and encodes 513 amino acids. Gene Ontology annotation, biological process: regulation of DNA-templated transcription. The record is from RefSeq and is a predicted model, not a curated record.